UUCCGAACAUCAGAAUUGCGACAGGAUUUCCGGCCGCUGCUUUUCUAAUUUGCUCAAAGCUGUCGGUACGUGGCGCAAUGGCACCAUCCAUGCCGCUUGUGCAUAAUGAUGAGGCUGUGAUACCUCGACCUGGCCCUCACCCUUCUUUCAUCCAGGUUGCCAAGCCGUACAUGUUCGAGCAAGAAAUCGAAGGAUGCAUGAGAGCUACCGGAGUGAACGAAGCCAAGGAAGACACCCUCCGUUUGCAAGGAGUCGCCUGGAUCGACAGCGUGCGAAAAACGCUUCAACUGCCGGUCCGCACCUUUAAUACCGCUGUCGUCUACUACCACAAGUUUCGCCUGGUCCAUGCCGAUAACGAGUACAGCUUCGUCGAUGCCGCUGCCGCCGCUCUCUUCACAGCAUGCAAGAUUGAAGAUACCCUCAAGAAAUCCAAAGAAAUUCUCUGCGGAGCCUACAAUAUGAAGCUAAGCCCCGCAGAGCGGCUGAGCCCUGAUGACCCGCUCUUUGAGAACCCCUCAAAGCUCAUCAUCGGCCUGGAGCGACUUAUGCUGGAGGCAUCCAGCUUCGACUACCGAAAUCGAUACCCCCAGAAACUACUUUUGAAGCUGGUAAAACUCUACGGUUUUGACAAGGAGACUGUUGGAAAGAUGGCAUACAAUAUGUCGCUAGAUCUAUAUCGGACAUUUGCACCUCUAAAGCAGUCAACCUCCACUCUCGCCCUCGCCUGCAUAGAAUUGUCCGCUCGUAUCCUUGAUGUGCCACUAGGAAAGCUUGAAGAUGCCGAAAUAUAUGGAAACUGGAGCACAUCUCGAGAACAAGUGAUGGAAACACUUCUUGAUCUACUUGAACUGUACACACAUCACCGCGGCUCGACAGUCGUUGGGCCAGAAUAUUCCAUCGAAACGUUCAUCACGAUACGUAUUACGCUCAACCAGGAAUCAGCCUCACACCAUUACCCUCGCUUUACGGAAUGGAAUUCUCACAAGCCAGAAACAAAUGGCGCCGAGGCUGACGUACGGAACGGCACAAAAGAAUCUCGAGAUGGCCGCGACACGACGAACAGUCAGCACGGCUCGCCACCAGCUAUGGGACCGGUCUCGGCCCUCGGCACUCGCGGCCGAGUCGGUGAGCGCAGUCGCGAUGGCACUGUCCGCUUCAUGCUUGAUGCUGAACGCGCGCGCGAGGAACAAGUUCAAGUCGCAGAAUACUUUAAAGUGGAAGAGGAGGAAUACGAGGUCGAAGUGGAAAUAGACCGUGGACGUGGUCGCGAACGAGAACGGGAACGAGACCGAGAUCGAGACCGAGACAAUGGUCGCGAGAGACGAAGGAUUUAAUUAACUUCUCUGGUCUGGGACGAGUCGCUUGUUUUGGGAAGAAUGCCUUUUUUUUCCCUUUCCCUUUUCACCUUUCAGUAUACGCUCUGCGCUCCCCACCACGCAGAGCGAUACCAGCUGACAUAAAAUGGCCAUUUACAUCUGCCAUAUACCUAAUUACUGGAUAUGCUUGGAUUUGUUUAUUUUCCCUUUCAUCAGAGUCCAUUGGUACUUUCUCAAAGUCUCUAAGAUUCUUAUGCUGGUGCAUAUUUUCAGUUCUAUACCUUGUCAUUUCCCCCCCCCCCCCC
Xylona heveae TC161 is the source of this 1621-nucleotide messenger RNA. RefSeq names its product cyclin-like protein. Gene Ontology annotation, molecular function: cyclin-dependent protein serine/threonine kinase activator activity. Gene Ontology annotation, biological process: regulation of transcription by RNA polymerase II; positive regulation of DNA-templated transcription, elongation. The transcript is spliced from 5 exons. NCBI's taxonomy places the organism in Eukaryota, Fungi, Ascomycota, Xylonomycetes, Xylonales, Xylonaceae. The record is from RefSeq and is a predicted model, not a curated record. Gene Ontology annotation, cellular component: nucleus; cyclin/CDK positive transcription elongation factor complex. The coding region runs from base 78 to 1334 and encodes 418 amino acids.